This is a messenger RNA of Brassica napus (rape), 2060 nucleotides long. RefSeq names its product small nuclear ribonucleoprotein-associated protein B'-like. Gene Ontology annotation, cellular component: U4 snRNP; U4/U6 x U5 tri-snRNP complex; catalytic step 2 spliceosome. Gene Ontology annotation, molecular function: RNA binding. The transcript has a single exon. The coding region runs from base 11 to 667 and encodes 218 amino acids. The record is from RefSeq and is a predicted model, not a curated record. NCBI's taxonomy places the organism in Eukaryota, Viridiplantae, Streptophyta, Magnoliopsida, Brassicales, Brassicaceae. Gene Ontology annotation, biological process: mRNA splicing, via spliceosome.
CAACUUUUAGAUGUUAUUUACUAAUAUUAUAAUUUUAAACUAUUGCGAUGACAUGUUGCGUUUUCCAACUUUAAUCGGAAAAUUCAUGGCCUUCGAUCGCCACAUGAACCUCGUUCUCGGAGACUGCGAGGAGUUCCGCAAGCUUCCGCCAGCUAAAGGGAAGAAGAUAAACGAAGAGAGAGAAGAUCGCCGUACGCUAGGCUUGGUGCUGCUCAGAGGCGAAGAGGUUAUCUCCAUAACUGUCGAAGGACCACCUCCUCCUGAAGAGUCACGUGCCAAGGCUAGUGGCUCAGGAGGUUCUGUUGCUGGUCCUGGAAUGGGCCGUGCUGCUGGACGUGGAGUACCUACCGGCCCGCUUGUUCAAGCCCAGCCUGGGCUUGUUGGGCCUGUUCGUGGAGUUGGUGGGCCGUCUCCGGGGAUGAUGCAGCCUCAGAUCUCUCGGCCUCCGGUUAUGAGGCCUCCCGGGCAGAUGCUUCCGCCGCCUCCGUAUGGGCAAAGGCCGAUGGGUCCUCCGCCUGGUGGGAUGAUGAGAGGUCCUCCGCCGCCUCAUGGGAUGCAGGGACCGCCUCAGCCUCACCCUGGAAUGAUGCAUCCUCCUCCUGGUGGGUUUGCUCCUCCACCGCGUCCUGGCGUUCCACCACCGCCGCCUAACCAGCAGCAGCAGUGAUUAGGUUAGCUAAAAGAAUGCCUUUUGUUUUGUUAAGGUUUAGUCUGAUCUAUCCUUAAGUUUGUAGAUGUGUUAGACAAGUGAGUGUGUCUUUUUGCCUUUGUCUACUUGUGUGUUUCUUGUAAGAGAGAUUCCAUUAAACCUUGUCUUGUUAUCUCACCGUCUUAUUGCAUUACACCGAUUUAAGCAGAUAAGAUAAACUGUAUUCAUUUCAUAAUCCAUGUAAACUGUUACAUAGCAUUUUAUAGUACAUGGUGCGUUUUUAUUUGAUACAUUUAUGUAAAACUAGUGGAUAAAGAUUCAACAGUCAUUAAACACGAUACGGUUUUAGUGGCAAGUACAUUUCUUGUCUUCGUUUCAUCAUGCGUUGCCACCGUCUCUGUUUCCUUUGCUUGGUGAAGAAGGCACCUUCUCAGAUUCGUCUUCCUCAGCUCCAGUAGCCGGUGUUGUAGGAACAGAAGGAUUUGCAGGCUUAGCCAUGGGGAAAGAGCCAUACUUGUGGAACGGCCAGCCUUGGAAUGGGAAUUUAGACCUGAAGAAACCGGAUAUCGCAGGGUUUGUUGCAGGUUCAUCAUCGAUCUUGACCAUAGAGGGUGAUGAAUCAACCUCGGUGGAUUCAGGAACAGGAAGUACCGGAGGAUGAACAUUUGUUUUCUCGAGCUUCUUCUCUACUGCGGCUGAUGCUGCUACCGCCAUUUUUGGGCUGCGAGAGCAGAGCAUAAGUGGGGAAGUGAGGAAGGUGAGAAAGAUCAGGCAGAGAGAGACUCUUGAGAUUGACAUUGUAGUAACUGACUUGUUUUGUGUUCUUGGACUUUUAUAUGAGAAUUGUUUGUUUGAUGGUGUUUGGAGUCAAUGGUGUUGUAAUUUAUAGAGUGGAGAUUGUAGUCAGGGAUGAGUUAGGAGAAUAAUGUGUUGGAGACUAAUGUUGGAUGUCUACUUCUUACCUAAAUCUGAAUUAUCAAAGUCAUGCUUAUUGUCGUGAGCUUGAUGAGGAUGAACCAGAGAAGGUGAGAUAUAAACUGAUUUUGGUAUAAAGUUUAUAUUUUUCUUGACAAAGUUGUUAAUUUCAUCUAAAUUAUGAGAAAUAGAACGUCACAAAGCAGAUAAAUCUGGAAAUGAUAAUCAGCAUUUAAAUGUUCUAGGCAGCAGCAUUUAGAUGUUAUUGUCUGCAGCUUAAGUAGCCAAGAAUGUUUGGUUGGUUUAUCAGAUUUUAUAGUAAUACAUACAUUAACAAUGCCACAAAGGGGGCAAUGAAGUUUACAAAGUCUACAAAUAGGAAUGGCAGAUUGUAGGACCAAAAACCUUUGUGUUCAUCAACUUUGAAAGAAGGAAAAAAAAACCAAACAAGAGAUUCUGAGAAGCCUUUUUUUGGGGGGGGGGGGGGGGGGGGGGG